AUGGCUCAUCUAUGUACUGCAGCUGCUUCUCAAUUCCACUUCUCCAACGCCUUCAAGUCCCCCCUCCCUCAGCACGUCCUCCUUCAGCAAGAAAACAGGACGAAAAGCAAUUUCGAUAUCGAGAACUUGACCACAUGGCUGUUGAAGCAGGAGCAGGCGGGUCACAUCGAUGCGGAACUCACAAUCGUGCUGUCGAGCAUAUCGCUCGCGUGCAAGCAGAUCGCUUCGCUGCUCCAGAGGUCGAGCAUCAUCAACCUCACUGGAGCGCAGGGCACGAUUAACGUCCAGGGCGAAGACCAGAAGAAGCUUGAUGUUGUCUCCAAUGAGGUGUUCUGCAGUUGCUUGAGGUCGAGUGGCCGGACCGGGAUCAUAGCAUCAGAGGAAGAAGAUGUGCCAGUUGCUGUAGAGGAAACCUAUUCGGGUAAUUACAUUGUUGUGUUCGACCCCGUCGAUGGAUCUGCCAACAUCGAUAUUUCAUUGACAACUGGUUCCAUUUUCGGCAUUUAUGGCCCUGACGAACAGUGCCUGGUCGACCUUGACGACGACACUACGCUCGAUCAAGCAAGAGAGAAGUGCGUAGUAAGUGUAUGCCAACCUGGAAGCAACCUCCUAGCAGCAGGCUAUUGCCUCUACUCGAUGGUUUUCACACUCUCCAUAGGCAGAGGAGUGUAUGCAUUCACAUUAGAUCCUGCAUAUGGAGAAUUCGUUCUAACGCAUGAGGACAUCAAGAUCCCAAAGACGGGGAGGAUCUAUUCAUUCAAUGAAGGGAAUUACGACCUGUGGGAUGAUAAGUUGAAGGGGUAUCUCGAUCAUUUGAGGCAGCCUGGGCCCAAUGGGAAGCCAUACUCGGGCCGUUACAUAGGCUGCCUUGUGGGAGAGAUCCACAGGAUGCUGCUGGUUGGUGGAAUAUAUGGGAAUCCACAGAACAAGAACAGCAAGAAUGGGAACUUGAGGCUGUUGUACGAGUGUGCUCCCAUGAGCUACCUCGUGGAGCAAGCUGGGGGAAAAGCAACCGACAGUAAGAAGAGAAUACUCGACAUAAAACCCGAGCAGGUUCAUCAGAGGACGCCAAUAUACAUCGGAAGUCCAGACGAAGUGGACAAGCUGCUACAGUACUUGGCUUGAACACGAUUCUCAUUAUUCCCUGCAAUAUCUCUGAAUAUUCAUUCUGGCAUUGCUGAUGGAAGUUGGUGUUUUGGCACAACGGCUGGAGGGAGAAUCAUCAGUAUGAACAGAAGGUUGACAAGUGAAAUUCUGUGGUUUAGCAGAAGGUUGCAACUUGUACACUAAUUCCCAUUGUAGGCAAAAUAAAAUGUAUAAG
This is a messenger RNA of Punica granatum (pomegranate), 1321 nucleotides long. NCBI's taxonomy places the organism in Eukaryota, Viridiplantae, Streptophyta, Magnoliopsida, Myrtales, Lythraceae. The record is from RefSeq and is a predicted model, not a curated record.